UCCCUUUAUCUGCGAUGCCCUCGUCCUUUCCCUCUCAUAAAACCCACUUUUCAUUCGCCCAAAAAAGAAAAUAAAAAAAAGAAAAAACAAAGAGAAGGUUUUUUCAGUCUUUGCAUUGCAAGUGAAAAGAGUUAUAAAAGGUUGGGAAAAUCCCACAGCUUUUACUCCCUUGUCUCCCACGACGACAAUGUCAUAAACAAAAGGAGCUUCAUCACUUCACUUGUGUUCUGUCUUGAGCUUCUUCUUCUUCUUCUUCUUCUUCUGUUCUGAAAAUGAUAACAGCCUUGGACCUCUACCACGUGCUGACCGCCGUGGUACCACUCUACGUGGCCAUGAUCCUGGCCUACGGCUCCGUCAAGUGGUGGAAGAUCUUCACGCCGGACCAAUGCUCCGGCAUAAACCGCUUCGUGGCGCUCUUCGCCGUCCCCCUGCUCUCCUUCCACUUCAUCGCGGCGAACAACCCCUACGCCAUGAACUACAAGUUCAUAGCGGCGGAUUCGCUGCAGAAAGCCAUCGUCCUGGGCGUGCUCUUCCUCUGGUCGAGGACCAGCUCGAGAGGGUCCCUGGAGUGGUCCAUCACGCUCUUCUCCCUCUCCACGCUCCCCAACACGCUCGUCAUGGGAAUCCCCUUGCUCAAGGGCAUGUACGGCGACGCCUCGGGGACCCUCAUGGUUCAGAUAGUGGUGCUCCAGUGCAUCAUAUGGUACACCCUCAUGCUCUUUCUGUUCGAGUACCGAGGGGCCAGGCUUCUUAUCGUGGAGCAGUUUCCCGACACCGCUGGCUCCAUUAUUUCCUUCAAGGUCGACUCUGAUGUUAUCAGUUUGGAUGGGAAGGAGCCGCUUCAGACUGAGGCUGAGGUUGGUGACGAUGGCAAGUUGCAUGUCACCGUUCGAAAGUCCACCAGCUCCAGGUCUGACAUUUUCUCUCGCCGCUCCCAUGGCCCCAACUCGCUUUCGCUCACGCCACGCCCUUCCAAUUUGACCAAUGCCGAGAUUUACUCGCUCCAGAGUUCCCGGAAUCCCACGCCGCGAGGCUCCAGUUUUAACCACACCGAUUUUUAUUCCAUGGUCAAUGGAGGGAGGAAUGUGAGCCCCAGGCAGAGUAAUUAUGGGUUUGAUGAGGAGAGUGGAGGGAGGGGUAAUGGCUACCCUGCUCCUGCCAAUGCUGGGAUCUUCUCUCCGGUGGCUAAGAAGAAGGGUGACCCUGCUGCUGCUGCUGCUGCUGCUGCUGCUGCUGCUGCUGGUGGUGGUGGUGGUGGUGGUGGUGGCAAGGAUCUUCACAUGUUUGUGUGGAGUUCAAGUGCUUCUCCGGUGUCCGAAGGUGGAAUCCAUGUAUUCAGAGGUGGGGAUUUUGGGAAUGACCAGCUUCCUGCUACUGGUGUCCCUCACCACAAAGAUUAUGAUGAAUUUGGUCACGACGAGUUUAGCUUCGGGAACAGAACCGUGGCUAAUGGUGUGGACAAGGAAGGGCCAGUACUUUCGAAGAUUGGUUCAAGUUCCACGGCUGAGCUUCACCCCAAAGCUCAAGGUGAAUCCAAACCCACGUCCAUGCCACCCACAAGUGUUAUGACAAGACUCAUUUUGAUCAUGGUUUGGCGGAAGCUGAUUAGGAACCCUAACACAUAUUCCAGCCUCUUUGGUCUUGCUUGGUCUUUGAUCUCGUUCAAGUGGAAUGUUGCUAUGCCCGCGAUUGUUGCUCAAUCAAUAGCAAUUUUAUCUAAUGCUGGCCUUGGGAUGGCCAUGUUUAGCUUGGGGUUAUUCAUGGCAUUGCAGCCAAAGAUUAUUGCAUGUGGAAACUCGGUUGCUUCCUUUGCUAUGGCAGUUCGUUUCCUUACUGGACCUGCAGUCAUGGCUGUUGCUUCAAUCGUUGUAGGGCUCAGGGGAGUUCUGUUGCACAUUGCUAUUGUACAGGCUGCUCUGCCUCAAGGGAUUGUCCCUUUUGUGUUUGCUAAGGAAUAUAAUGUUCAUCCGGACAUACUCAGCACUGGGGUUAUAUUUGGGAUGCUAAUCGCUCUUCCAAUUACGCUAGUUUACUACAUUUUGCUUGGGCUUUGAAGGAAUGAUGAGGACGUGAAGGGAAAAGAAAAAGAAGGCUAAUUGCAGUGGAUUACACUAGUCUUUUGUUAUAUUAUAGGUUAAUUUUUUUGCUAUCCUCUAACAAUGUAGAAUUUGGGAAGUUAGCGAGAGGGGGGGAGUGACAUUGUAAUAUCUAAAUUCUAAACACAAUGGUGAGAGCUGGAAGAGAAAGAUGAAAUAUUUUAGGGCUAUAGCUACUAGGAAACUUUUGUUUUAGCCUUUUUACUGUGAACCCCACUCUUUUAUAUUUUGCUUCGUUAAAUGAAAAAAGAGAAAGUGAAGCUUGUUUGUAGUUGUGGGCACCUUUCUUUUCACAAGUACUACUACUACUACUUUUCUAGGCCAAAAGGAGAUCGAGAAUCUCAAUCUCUAUCCUAUGCAAGUAUAAGAAUAAGAAUAUAUGAAGCAACCAGUGGUUUUUGUAGGGCAAAAAAAGUAGGAAACCAAACAGGAGCUUUUGCUGGCUUG
Molecule: messenger RNA, 2543 nt
Organism: Cajanus cajan (pigeon pea)
Lineage: Eukaryota; Viridiplantae; Streptophyta; Magnoliopsida; Fabales; Fabaceae
Product: putative auxin efflux carrier component 1b
Biological process (GO): auxin export across the plasma membrane; auxin polar transport
Cellular component (GO): endoplasmic reticulum; plasma membrane
Molecular function (GO): auxin efflux transmembrane transporter activity
Source: RefSeq, a predicted model, not a curated record